CCGGGAUUCUCUGCGAGGAAGGAUGGCUCAGAACAAUUAUUUUGGGUUUACUCACGGCGGAACGCAAUAUGGAGCGACCAGCGCAGCCGCUUAUCAGACUGGUCAAGCGGGAUACGCAGUAACUCCAGCGGCAACCGCCGCCACGUAUACGCAACGACCCGCUGCCGCCGCGGCUACAGGUUACGAAACCUAUCAAGCGGCCGCUGCUGCAGCCGCGACUGGAACCACGUACGCUGCUGCUAAUCCGGGUACUGUGGCUCAAACAUACGAUUACGGUUACGGACGUGCUGCACCGGCAGCUACAUACGACGCUACUAAAACUUAUUAUCAGCAGCCUGCAGCAGCUGCAGCAACUUAUACAACUACUGAAACACAUUAUCAAGCUGCAAAACCUGCGUAUAGUACAACUAGUGCUUAUACAGGCACAGCAAGACAAGCUACUACUACUGGACAAGCUAAAACGUACCAAGCAUCGAGUACAGCUUAUCAGCAAUCUAACCCUACCCAAAGUGCUACCUAUUCAUCAGGAUAUACAGCACCAGCUACACCUGCUGCUACACCAUCAACAGCGACAAAUAAAACGGCGAGUACAACGUAUUCCGGCUACGACGCAGCGCUAUAUAGCGCUGCGACUAUGUAUGUAGCCCAACAGAGUGCAAACAGCAAUUCAACUAACCAGAAGACUGGAGGUUGGCAGGGCUACGGACGGAAGGGAUUUGGCACUGGAGGGGGAGGGAUGAAGGCAAUGCGGCCCAAGCAGCCCCCCAAGCCUCAACAACUACACUAUUGCGAUGUCUGUAAGAUCAGCUGUGCUGGACCUCAAACGUACCGUGAGCAUCUAGAAGGACAGAAACAUAAGAAGAAGGAAGCUUCUCUGAAGGUACCACAGCAACCACCACCACGUGGGGCAGGCAACAGUCUACGUUGCGAACUUUGCGAUGUUACUUGUACCGGAAACGAUGCAUAUGCUGCUCAUAUCAGAGGUGCUAAACAUCAGAAGGUUGUAAAAUUACACACAAAACUUGGGAAACCAAUACCAAGCGCAGAUCCAACUGUUUUGAAUCCAAAACCAGCAGCAGCAGCAGCUAAAACUGCAGGAACUAAAAAACCUACAGUAACAGCUACUCCUAAGAUCAAUUUUGUAGCUUCUGGUAAUUUAGGAACUGUAAAUCAAAAUCAGACUGCAGAAACUAAACCGGAAGAAACUGCAGCUGAGGAAACUGUAGAGGAAACAGCUGUAGAUGAGAAAGAUAUUCAACCAGUUGGUCAAGAGUAUAUAGAGGAAAACAAGUCAGAAGAUGGAAAAAUCAUAAGCUUUAAUUGCAAGCUUUGUGAGUGCAGGUUCAAUGAUCCUAAUGCCAAAGAUAUGCACAUGAAAGGAAGGCGGCAUAGGUUCGCAUAUAAGAAAAAAGUGAAUCCUGAUUUGGUUGUUGAUAUGAAACCAAGUCUUAAACAAAGAAAAAUGCUGGAAGAAAAAUUACGUAGGCAACAAAUGCGGGACGAGUACCUACGCCGUAGGGAGGAAAUCAAUCAAUUAGGACCAAUGGGUCCAAUGAUGGACGAAGAAAUGAUGUAUUGGGAAGAAAGACGACGUUAUGAAGAAGAAUGUGAAUAUUACGAAUGGUAUCGACGUUAUGGACGAGGACCUGGAGCUCCGCCAAUGCCACGUCCUUUCCCAGGACCACCACCAAUGAUGAUGUUCCCUGGACCACAGAGGAGGCCAGAUUCAUCCGAUGACAAACAUGUGUUAGCUCAUCAUACCACUAUUUAUCCUAAAGAACAGGAACUGCUGGCAGUUCAGAAAAUUGUUUCACAUACUGAAAAAGCAUUGAAGUUUGUUUCUGAUACAUUAGCAGAAGCCGGCAAGAAACCAGCACCAACUACCACCAAUGCCACACCAUCAACUACAAUUACACCUGCAGCACAGCAACAGCAGCAGCAGCAGCCACAACAACAGCAGCAACCAAAUGCUGAUGCAGUAAAAACAAAAGAAGAUCCCGAUAAGAAAAAAACAACAACACCGCAGAAAGAAGAUGGUAGCGAUGGAAAUUUAUUCUCAUUCCAAAAGGAAAAAGAAGAUUCAAGGAUAUUAAGGGGUGUGAUGCGUGUUGGUAAUUUGGCGAAAGGGCUUUUAUUGUCUGGUGAUAACCAUGUUUGUCUUGUGGUUCUGUGUGCGGAAAAACCAACACGGACAUUAUUGAACAAAGUUGCUGAAAUUCUUCCGGCACAGUUGAAGAUUGUAGCUCCCGAAGAUACUUACAAUGUUGGAAAACAUCCAGAAUCAGCUGCAUUGACUGUUUCAGGAGGCAGCGUGACUGUUAGCGUAACGCUUACCAGUCCUUUAAUGCGUGAAACGCCUAAACCAGCAGCAGCUGCAGAUAAUGCUGGACAGCAGCAACAGGGAGCUGCACAACCGCAAACAACGCCCGCGGCGCCCGCCUUGACGAAACCAGAUCCACCAGAUGUACUUCCCAAGGCUAAGUGUUUGGAGGCUUUAGCUGCACUCAGGCAUGCCAAGUGGUUUCAGGCUAGAGCAACUUCGCUGCAGAGCUGUGUUAUGGUUAUUCGCAUAAUGCGUGAUCUUUGUAACCGUGUACCUACUUGGGGACCAUUAAACCCAUGGGCAUUGGAACUGCUAACUGAAAAAGUGAUCAGCACUGCUGGAGGACCUCUCAGUCCAGGUGAAGCUUUAAGAAGACUUCUAGAAUGUGUUGCUGGAGGAAUAUUGCUUCCAGGAAGUCCAGGAUUGUCUGAUCCAUGCGAGAAGGAACCAGUUGACGCAAUAGGCAAUAUGACAGCCCAACAAAGAGAAGAUAUAACUGCUUCGGCGCAACAUGCUUUACGAUUAGUCGCAUUUCGUCAAAUCCAUAAAGUUCUGGGUAUGGAACAACUUCCACCACCUAAAUAUAAAGGCCGAUUCGCUAGGAAACGAAGACGUGACAACAGUAACGGAGAAGGAACAGAUAGUGAGGCUUCGAAAAAAGAUAAAAAAGCAGAGGAGAUCAAAAUGGAGAUAGACUCCAAGUAG
This is a messenger RNA of Habropoda laboriosa, 3028 nucleotides long. RefSeq names its product zinc finger RNA-binding protein (gene Zn72D). Gene Ontology annotation, molecular function: single-stranded RNA binding; double-stranded RNA binding; zinc ion binding. Lineage: Eukaryota; Metazoa; Arthropoda; Insecta; Hymenoptera; Apidae. Gene Ontology annotation, cellular component: precatalytic spliceosome. The record is from RefSeq and is a predicted model, not a curated record. The transcript has 11 exons. The coding region runs from base 23 to 3028 and encodes 1001 amino acids.